Wickerhamiella sorbophila is the source of this 822-nucleotide messenger RNA. RefSeq names its product General control protein GCN4. The record is from RefSeq and is a predicted model, not a curated record. Lineage: Eukaryota; Fungi; Ascomycota; Dipodascomycetes; Dipodascales; Trichomonascaceae. The transcript has a single exon. Gene Ontology annotation, molecular function: DNA-binding transcription factor activity, RNA polymerase II-specific; RNA polymerase II cis-regulatory region sequence-specific DNA binding. Bases 1 to 822 code for a protein of 273 amino acids. Gene Ontology annotation, biological process: positive regulation of cellular response to amino acid starvation. Gene Ontology annotation, cellular component: transcription regulator complex.
AUGUUUACCGAAAGCCUGUUUGACAUUCCCCCCUCCGCUCCCCAAGCGGAGCCUGCACCUUCCAAUACACUCUCGCCCCACUCGGCGUCGGCCGCUGCCCCGCAGUUUGCCAAGUACGAGCAAGCCUUUGAUAAGUUUGCGGCCGCCCAGGUUGCUAUCCAGGACGUCUGGGAGCUUGGUUCGACUAGUGCCAUGCUUUCUCCCGCUAUGAUGGCGCCCAAGCCGCUGUCGGCGUUCAUGACCCCUCAGGAGCUGCCGGCCGAUGUCUAUGUGUCUCCCGCCGAGAUCAUGUCGUCGAGUGCAACUACCGUCCGGUCGAAUUUCUCGGACCUGGACUAUUCUCCCAUGUAUGAGAAUCCGGACGUCACGGAAGCUCCUGACUGGGAUCCUCUGUUCCCGGACGUUGCACCCGCGGCCGCCCCCCAAGAAGACGCCCACACAAAUGCUGAUGAGCUGCAAUGUAACCCUUCUGCUUCUCCCCAGCUGUCUGUGGCUUCUCCUCAGCUGUCUCAGCGUCGUCGCAGCUCCUCGCCCAAGACCUCUAUUCGCAGGGGCCCCAACGGCAACCGAGUCGACGAUAUGGGUAUCACUAUCUAUUCUCGCAAGCCCCGCACGAUGCCGUUGCGGCCUGUUGAGAUCCCUGAGACUGCCGACACUGCUACGGCCAAGCGUGCUCGCAAUACCGAAGCCGCUCGUCGGUCUAGGGCCCGCAAGCUUGAACGCAUGGCCCAGCUCGAGGACCGCGUCAAGCAACUUGUUGAUCGCAACGAGGAGCUCGAGGCCGAAGUCCAGCGUCUCAAGGCCAUUGCCGGCGAGUUGUAA